AUGGCUCGGCCCAGCAGUGCACCGCGGAGUCUGUCUUUGACAGAGGAGCUAGAAAGGCUCGAACAGUCCAUCACAUUGACUCUCCAAGAGAUCGACCAUAAUUUCAGCAAAUCUCACCGAAUUGUCACCACCAGUAUCUUACCCUUGGUAGAACAAUAUGGCGAAAACUCUCGCGCAGUCUGGGAAGCUUCCAAGUUUUGGAAGCAAUUCUUCGAGGCGUCCGCAAAUGUUUCGCUAUCCGGAUACGAGGAGCAUAACAAUGACGAAGAAGAAAGCACUGCGGUAGAAGAGAGCACUGCGUUGAGAGACGAUACCGAGAUGGACUAUUCAAGAAGCCAUGCCGAGGACAGCACAGCGCUACACGAACAACAGUCCAAUUACCAUGGCGAGGAAGAGUCGAUGUUGGACGAUGCUGAACUUACGGGGAGCACGCCUCGUCCUCCGGCCACCAAGACCAUGAGGACUCAGAUCGCCAGUCUCGAAUCGCCAUACGAAAACGUCAAACGGGAAUUGCGAAGCGAAGAGGGACACACGACUGUGCUGGAGGAUGACGAUGAUGAGGAUUCAACAGUACUAUUCGCCCAGAGAACCGCCCAGCUGCCUGACAUUGCUUUGACGCCUCGAAAUGCCUUGGCAGAGAAACACAACAAGGAGCACUCGGUUCUACGGAGUGGCAAAGACCCUAUUCUCCACCGUGUCCUGGACAAACAGUACCGAAUCCAGUCAACACCACAUAGACCACCGCUGCGCAUCUCUCCUCUGAAACGAGACGACAAGGGUAAAGAGAAAGCUUCUGCCACUCCAUCCUGGAAAGAUGGUUCACCAAUGUCAUCUCCCGAGAUGGCGGUGCCCAAGUUGAGAAGUGAAGCAUUCAUGUCGCCGUUCAAGAGCAACGCUCGGCAACGCCUGGCAAAUGCGACCCGGGGACCGAGGACCCCCGGCGUCAGUGUUCAGACCCCUGGCGCGGCAAAGACCCGAGAUGUGUUCGCAGAUCUCGACACCACCGACCAUAGCGAGGAUCCGAAAUAUGAGAUUGACUGGGAUGUCGGAGAAGCCGCCGAUUCUGAUGAUAUAGACCUGUAUGCCGGAAUGAGCCCUCCGAAGACGAUCCAGUUUGCUCUGGCGCCCUCGAAACUGCUUCAGACUCCAGCCCGCGAAGCAAGCAAGAGGAUUGUUGAAGACAUCCUGUUAGAUGCUGGAGUAGACCCAGAGUCUUCUGAAUACAGUCCCACAAUGGUCAAGAUGAACGAAGAUAUUCUCAACGACAGUUUUUAA
Molecule: messenger RNA, 1275 nt
Organism: Clonostachys rhizophaga
Lineage: Eukaryota; Fungi; Ascomycota; Sordariomycetes; Hypocreales; Bionectriaceae
Source: the annotation of a GenBank genome assembly